AUGUUUUCUCUUCGCACCACCACAGCAACGGAUAUGGCUAACGUUAUUGUGAAUGAAGUCAUUUGUCGAUAUGGAUGCCCCAAAUUUAUUUUAUUAGGUCGAGAUCUACGUAUACCCAUGGAUGUUAUUCUCGGCGUUCACACUACCGGAUCUCCAAAGCUCCCUGCAUUGGGGCUGAGCACAACCAAUACAAUACAAAUCGGCUUACUGAAUCAAGCAGUGGGAGGAAUCAAUACCGAACUAAAACUGAUAGCAGAACAAUUGAAAUCAGGUUCAGCCCGUUUGACUCACAUGGAACAAGGGCAAGCGAGACUAGGAGCAGAAUUAAAGAAAACUGAAGAAAUGUACAACAAAACAGUAACAAUUGUUAGCGAACUUCCGACUGACUAUAAAUAUCUCAAUGAUAAAAUCAAUUAUGUGAAACAGGAAACGGAUCACAGAAUCGAUAAACUAGAACGACGAAUGGAAGGUAUGUUCCUUUAUACAGUCAUGAAUAAUAUACUUCACAAUCAAUUCUCACUUGGAUUUCUUGCUCCAGAAGAUAUAACUUUGGCAAUCCAAGACGUAAUACAGAGGGAAAAUCCAACUUUUGGUCCGGCUGCUAGACAACUAGCUUUAUCUGUCUAUGUAACACAGUUAAUAAUUCAACAACACGUCGAGUUUGUUCCCGCAGUCUUCUACCUGCGGGAUCCUGAUGAAGGAUCCAUUAUAUUUUUGUAUCUUAAUUAA
Didymodactylos carnosus is the source of this 729-nucleotide messenger RNA. The record is from the annotation of a GenBank genome assembly. Lineage: Eukaryota; Metazoa; Rotifera; Eurotatoria; Philodinida; Philodinidae.